Molecule: messenger RNA, 2167 nt
Organism: Toxoplasma gondii ME49
Lineage: Eukaryota; Apicomplexa; Conoidasida; Eucoccidiorida; Sarcocystidae
Product: replication factor C subunit 4, putative
Exons: 8
Coding region: 938-1993 (351 amino acids)
Biological process (GO): DNA-templated DNA replication; DNA repair
Cellular component (GO): nucleus; DNA replication factor C complex
Molecular function (GO): DNA binding; DNA clamp loader activity; ATP hydrolysis activity
Source: RefSeq, a predicted model, not a curated record
CGGAGAGACAAGCAGCGACGAACGAGAAGGACUUUUUUCUCUUGUUCUCUCGCGGUCCGCCCAGCACACCACAGCGCUUGUCCGCGGCUGCAGGGGCGCUGUCUCUUUCACCGGUUCUUUUCAUAUCUGCAUUUUUUUUCUAUUUUUCUGCUCUUUCGACGAGUACGUAUUUCUUGGACUUGUGUGUCUGCUGUCUCGCCCCUUUCCUUUUUUUGCGCGCCUCUUCUCCCUGGUUCAAGUUCUACUCGAUCUCCCGGUGUGCUCAGUUUCUUGACUUCCGUAUAGUUCUAGUCCUUCAUGUUUCUUCCUCGCGAAAAAGAAUUUAUUUCCGCCAUCCACUUGCGCUGACUCUCGAUUUCCGGAAUCCGUCGCUGGUAGAAAAGUCUCCAUCAAGGCCAUCUCAAGUUUUUUUUCUUCUCUCUCGCAAGCGCCGUGAGUUCUCCCUGUUGGGAAUCUCUUGUCUCCGUCUGUCCCGGUGUACAUACACCGCAGGGAAGGUCCGUCCCUCCUCACACAAAGCCCCAUACGCGUUCAGCGUCUGAUCCGCGAGGUUCGCUUUUUCACUCGAUGCUCCAAAGAAAGCCAGAACGCUGCGUUCUCGCGCGACUUGUGCCUUUCUCCUCUCUUCUUUCUGUAGGCUCGAAGCCUCGCUUUUCUGUUCCUGUGCUCAUCACACCCCAACAACUCGCUCGCGCUCUCCGUCGUCGACUCCCUCUCUCAUUUCUUCACUCAUCCAGAAGCCGACUCCCCUCUGUCUGCGUCGCCGUCCCCGGUUCGUCUCUCUUCCCCCGAGGCUCUCUGCAGCUUCUUACUGUCCUCUUCUUCUUCUUCUCCUUUGCCGGCGACCUCGCGCCUUUGCGUCGUGUGUCUCUGAAGCAAGAGAGAGCAUUUUUUGUUCUCCGUUUCUUCAAAAGAAGUCACCGACGCCCGCCACACAAUGGAGACGCAUCUGGGUCGUCGAGAGGGCGACGAGAACCUCGCGCCUCAGAGUCAGUCUGGAAAGGACGAAACCUCUUCCACGACGCUGGACUCCAUCUGGAUUGAAAAAUAUAGACCUGAAACUCUCGACGAUGUCGUCGGAAACGAUCAAGUUAUGCGGCGCCUCAGAAUCAUCGCCAGAGAGGGGAACAUGCCUCACCUCAUGCUGGCCGGACCGCCAGGGACAGGGAAAACGUCCAGCGUGCUCUGCCUCUGCAAACAGCUGCUUGGCAGUCGAUGGCGCGCAUACACUUUGGAACUUAAUGCUUCCGAUGAACGCACGAUCGAUGUCAUUCGCGAAAAGGUGAAACACUUUGCGAAAGAGAAGCGCGACCUCCCUGCUGGCAGACACAAAAUUGUCAUUCUGGAUGAAGUGGAUGCCAUGACAGAAGCCGCCCAGCAGGCCCUGCGCCGCAUCAUGGAGCAGUUCAGCGACACCACACGAUUCGCACUUGCAUGCAAUUCUUCGGCGUCCGUCAUCGAGCCGCUGCAGUCUCGCUGUGCCAUUCUUCGCUUCCGGAAACUCGACGACUCGCAGCUGGUGCGUCGGCUGCGGCAAGUCUGCGCCAUGGAGGCCCUGCAGGUGACAGACGACGGAAUAGAAGCAAUUGUCUUUUGCGCGGACGGCGACAUGCGAAGUGCUCUGAAUAAUCUUCAGUCGACUGUCUCAGCCUUUGGAGUCGUCAACAGAGAAAACGUCGAAAAGGUUUGUGACAAUCCGCCUCCGGAGGCUGUGCGGUCGAUGCUGAUGGAGUGUCUGGCGGGAAAGUGGAGAGAGGCACACGACAUCGCGGCCGAGUUGCUUCGCCGCGGAUACACUCCGAUGGAUGUUGUGCUGACGACGCGGUCCGUGCUCAGCCGCUUCGAGAACGAAUGCAAGGAGCAUAUUCUCCUCGAGUACCUCAAAUACGUCGGCCUCGCCCAUAUGACAAUGUCGGCUGGUCUCAGCACCCCUCUGCAGCUCGACAAGAUGCUGGCGAAUCUUUGUCGGGUCUCUCUGGUCCUACCGGCUUAAAGACGGACAUUUCCGGUGGGUGCGGAUUCCAACACAGUUCGCAACCAGGGUGUUGGUAUUCAAACAGGGAGGGCACCCGUUCCCAGAGGGACGUCUUAACGCGUGCGACGGAUUUGGAGUCUGUGUCUCUAACCAUUUGAACAGAAAGACUCUCGUGACAUCUAAAAGCGACCG